This is a messenger RNA of Penicillium angulare, 630 nucleotides long. RefSeq lists its product as uncharacterized. The coding region runs from base 1 to 630 and encodes 209 amino acids. The transcript has 2 exons. The record is from RefSeq and is a predicted model, not a curated record. Lineage: Eukaryota; Fungi; Ascomycota; Eurotiomycetes; Eurotiales; Aspergillaceae.
AUGGGCGAUUGCCCUAAAUCCCCACACAGGCGUCAUACCUCCACGCUAGCGUCGCCCAAGUCCAACUUUUGCGCUUCUUCCCCUCAGCCCUGUGUCAAGCUCAGCCCUACGACCCCUGCCCCGAAGUCGCUUAUCAAAACCCUCCUCUCAUCUAUAAUCUUCAACGCCUUGAGAUUAAAAUCUCACAAAUACCACGUUAUGGGCUCAAGUGACCCUGCUUUCAACCAGCCGCCCCAACAGAGCGAUUCAGAUGCUACACUUGUCAAUUCGGAGCCUAGCGAAGGCGGGGUUGUUGCGGGUGUAAAGAGCCAGAUUAAUUCUAUGACUGGUGGGAAAUCAGUGGCAGAGCUCCAGGACCAAGCAGUGGGUAUAGCCAAGGAAAAUGCUGUCGCUGUGAAGGAGACUGUCAUGGAUAGCGCAGUUCCUGCAGCAGGAGAGGCAUUACAAAAUGUGGGGAACAAGGUCCGCGAGCUGGUGGGCGUUGAAUAUGAGACUACGAAAGAAACUAUAGAAGAAGAGAUCGAUCAGGCUCCGCAUCCUGAACAAAUCGAUAAUAUGGAUGAAGAGAAGCUUUGCGAUUUCCUUCGAGAGAAGCAUUCGAGCACUGCCCCUCCGCCGAAAACGAAUUGA